AUGCCAAGCCCUCCAACGUACUGGACCAAACCCAUCGUCGGGCAAACGGUAAACUCCAAACCAUCCAUCGAAGAUCCUUCGAACACAUCCACUCGACGCAUCGAGACCGAAGAAGUACCUGUGGUCACCGAUGGCCUCCACCGCCGUCUCAGCAACCGCCAGGUCCAGCUCGUCACGAUCGAGGGCUCCAUAGGCACAGCCGUCUUCGUCAGCAUAGGGGGUGCUCUCCAGCGCUCUGGGCCGGGUAGCCUUCUGCUGGCGUUUGUCAUCUAUACGAUCGUACUUUCGCUUUGCAACAACUGCAUGGCAGAGAUGUCUGUCUACAUGCCUGUCAGCGGCGGCUUCGUCAGACUUGCGGGGAAAUGGGUCAACGACGCGUUCGGUUUCAUGGCUGGCUGGAACUUCUUCUUUUACCAAGUCUUCCUAAUCCCGUUUGAGAUUGUGGCUUUGAAGUUGGUGAUAUCAUACUGGAAUGACAGGAUCCCAGUCUUUGCCAUCUGUUUGGGAUGCAUUUGUCUCUAUGGCCUGAUCAAUAUCUUUGCCGUCGGAGUUUAUGGGGAGGCUGAGUUCUACCUCUCGAGCGGCAAAGUUGUUCUCCUCGCGAUGCUUCUCGCCUUUACCCUAGUCACAAUGGCAGGAGGUAACCCACAGCACGAUGCCUACAAAUUCCGAGCCUGGUUCGCCGGCUACUUCGCCGAGUACAUUAGCACCGGUUCUCUCGGGAAGUUCGAAGGCUUUCUAUCCGCUCUCUGGACCGCAUCCUUCCCCUGCGUCGGACCCGAGUACGUCUCCAUGAUGGCCGCCGAAGCCAAACAUCCCCGUAUCUACGUCAAAACGGCUUUCAAAGCAGUCUACUGGCGCAUCUGGAUUUUCUUUGUCGGAAGUGCCCUGGCAGCUGGUAUUGUUGUCAGUCACACGGAUCCGACUCUCGUCGCGAUAUACACCGGCAAGGGAGGCUCUGCGGGCAGUGCGGCUGCAUCGCCGUAUAUCAUCGCCAUGGGUAACCUCGGCAUCGGCGUCCUGCCACAUGUUGUCACUUUCUUCUUGGCGACCACCAUCUUCUCGGCCGGCAGUGCCUACACUUAUUGUUCGACAAGGACGCUCUAUGGUCCAGCACUCGAGGGGAGGGCACCGCACUUCCUGACAAAGACGACGAAGAAGGGUGCCCCUAUCAAUUGCCUUGGGGUGGUCAUGGUGUUUCCCCUUUUCUCGUUACUGCAGCUUUCAAGUUCUUCGGCAAAAGUCCUCGACUGGUUGAUUUCCCUAACGACCGCGGCGACUUUAAUCGACUACAUUGUCAUUUGCGUCACGUAUAUCUGCUUCCACAGGGCUUGCAAGACUCAAAACUUUGAUUGUUCUCGUCUCCCCUAUAUAGAUCGGUUCCAGCCGUAUAGCGCGUACAUUAGCCUAGUCUGGAUGACAAGUGUCGUCAUAUGCUACUGCUACCGGUCGCUCAACCCGUUUGAUCCAACUUCAUUCUUCAUCCACUACACUAUGGUUCUUCUGGCACCACUUUUGUUCUGCUUCUGGAAAUACUACAAGCACACAAAGACUCUGCGGCCGGACGAGGUCGAUCUCGUUUGGGAUGCCCCUCGGAUAACCUCAUACGAGGAGCUACUAAGUGAAAUUGAACCUCCUGUUGGAUUCUUACGAGACAUAGCCAACCAUUUCUCACUCAAGAGGCUUCUGAACAGACGUGAUGUCGAUGGCAGAGUGUGA
Messenger RNA from Colletotrichum godetiae, 1719 nucleotides. RefSeq names its product amino acid transporter. Gene Ontology annotation, molecular function: amino acid transmembrane transporter activity. NCBI's taxonomy places the organism in Eukaryota, Fungi, Ascomycota, Sordariomycetes, Glomerellales, Glomerellaceae. Gene Ontology annotation, biological process: amino acid transmembrane transport. Bases 1 to 1719 code for a protein of 572 amino acids. The transcript has 2 exons. The record is from RefSeq and is a predicted model, not a curated record. Gene Ontology annotation, cellular component: membrane.